GUGGCCGAGGGAAAAUCUCUCACUCCUUGUUCAGAGCGGACUCGAAAUCAUCCCAAUACGUAUCACAGUGCCAUCUUUGAAUAUGGAAAAAGCUGGAACUCUAGGUGCGUCGGCACCUCCCGCUGCAUCCGAGGCCAGCCAACCGCCCCUCUAUCCUCAAAUGCCUCCCAUGGAUCCUCCGCCGCCGUACACCCCUCAUCCCGGAUUCGCAGUUCCGCAACCACAAGCGGUUCCCCAGCCUGCGGCUCCGGGGGUUACCGUACCUCCGAGAGUGGACAUACACGUCAUCCGUGCGCGCAUGGGACCGCACUCUCAGCAAGUGACGUGCGGCAGGUGUGGAGCUCUGAUCAUGACAGAAACUCAUGUGCGACCGGGACUAUUGACGUAUCUGUUGUGCUCAGCGUUGAUCCUCCUGAGUUGCUUCUGGGGCUGUUGCCUGAUUCCCUGCUGCAUCCCUGAAUGUCAAGAUGUUGACCACCGCUGUCCGUCUUGCAAUGCCCAUCUCGGGACCUAUAAACGUUUAUGACACAUCGGCCCCUCAAGCUUCGUCACUUACCCCGUAACGGAGGCUACACAUCGCGCUAUGAGAUCGAAUGGCACACAGUAGACAGAUUUUUUACAAGAACCUGUCUAGCGGCGACGAUAUCUGAUCACUCGGCAUUCCAACGGGUUUAUUUUCGAACGGUGACGUUGUUGUCCAAGUAUUCCUCGUUCACUGCACACGCGACUUCUGAAUCUGGCUCUACCCAUCGUAUUCUGCGAGAAAUUUUCUCUCGACAGAGACGCAUUUUGUGUUCAUUCUUGCUUUCAGUAUAAGGGAGACGGAUCUCACGUUUCGCCCUCUACGAUGAUAAUGAAGUAAUUAUGGGGUUAUCUUCAGUUGAGAGGGAAGAGAACUUUGAUUCUCGUUAAGCCCAGGGUCACCCUGAUUAGAGCUCUCCACUAGAGUAAUAUAAAUGCAUAAAAAAAAACUCAUCCCUCGGAUGAGUCAGAACAAUAUUAGGGCUGAGAGCUUCUGCAUAUCUUUGACCGAUGCGAAUAUUACGGGUGAUGGCCGUAACAUUCGAUAUCAUCGAAUGUGGGGACGAUUGUUGAAAUUAUCCAUUGUUGACCCGAGCUCCAAGCCGGGUUUCGAGUUCACCACAAUUUUGUGUUCCCCCAUAAGCGGACUGCUUUUGUGAUCUUCUGUGACCGAUACCCAAUCAAGACGAAUCCGAUUGUUAUGAUGUGGUUUCUCUGCGCUGCUCACACUUGGCAUCGAUUUUCGAUUGUUGAAGAGGUCUCCUCCCCUUAACAUUUACUAUCGACGUGAUUGCGAUAUUCACAAAGUAAAUAAAGACGUUAUCCACGACGGCACA
Galendromus occidentalis (western predatory mite) is the source of this 1358-nucleotide messenger RNA. Its product is annotated as lipopolysaccharide-induced tumor necrosis factor-alpha factor homolog. The record is from RefSeq and is a predicted model, not a curated record. Lineage: Eukaryota; Metazoa; Arthropoda; Arachnida; Mesostigmata; Phytoseiidae. The transcript is spliced from 3 exons. Gene Ontology annotation, molecular function: zinc ion binding. Bases 83 to 526 code for a protein of 147 amino acids.